GCGAUUGCAACCGAUUACGGUAUCCUGAAAGAUAGCCACGUUCCGGUUAAAUAUAUUUAUUCACUGAAUGACCCAACGGAUCACAAAGGCCACAUUACUCUCGGUCCACUAGUUUGCUCUGGCAGUGCUGGCCGCUCGCGUGGUUAUACGAUGAGCAUUCGAAAUCGUCGCAGUGCGGUAUCGGUUGGUGCUUGGAAAGGUCAUUCUCUGAGCUUCGAAUUUCGAACUUAUCUAGAAAAUGCCACAAUUGUGACCUCGAAUGAUGGAAAACUGGGGAUAUCGAUGCUCAAUCGAUCACUGCACCUGAUUUUUGACAAUCAAGUGAAUCUCACGCUCAUCCCUCAAUCAAGGUUCCAUUUAAUGUAA
This is a messenger RNA of Gongylonema pulchrum, 366 nucleotides long. The record is from the annotation of a GenBank genome assembly. Lineage: Eukaryota; Metazoa; Nematoda; Chromadorea; Rhabditida; Gongylonematidae.